CGGCCGGGGGUGGGCGGGGCCUCGGCCAGCACACGAGUUGUCAAACAGGUUUGUGUUGUUGCGCUCGUAAACGGUCGUUUCACACGCAUUUAUGCGGGAGCGCAGCGUCCUGCGUCCGCUUGUCCUCAGCAGAGACCCCCCCCCCGGCAGCCGGGAACCAGGAGCUCCUCUGUACUGACCGCUCAGCCUGCCCUGCCGUCCUUGGUUGUGUUCUCUGCUGCCGUCCUGGUCCUGUGCUGCAGAGACAGGAAGCUCGAAUGUCACGGGGCUAACGUGUUUCCCCGAGGGCGCUGAGGUUACAUCUCUUCAAACAUGGCAGAAAGAGGAUCGCCUAACGACAAAGGCUCAGAGUGAAAAACGGCAAAGCAAAAAGUUUCAAAGAUGCCAGUGGAGGCGCUUCAGCAUCCGUCAAAGCCGGCGGCGAAGGCUGCUAUAGGGGUUUCUCCCCCACGUCUGCGGCCGAAGGGUCCAGUGGGACCGGACUUCUACAGAAGAACGGCAGCAGGCGCCCCGAAGCAGAGUGCCGUGGAGAGACUGGAGGCAGACAAGGCCAAAUACGUCAAGAGUCAGGUGGCUCUGACCAAACAGCAGCCCGUCCGAGCUCCUGAGAUGAAGAAGCCUCUGCUGAACCCCUGCACCCCCCUUCGUCCCACCAGAAAGACCCCCACGCAGGCAAAGGCAAAACAGGAGGGGGUCCAGCUCGACUUGGAGCACCUCACUAGCCUCAUUAGCGACCUGCCCAACGGACCCCAGUCCAAGGGCGCGGCAGGAUCUGGGGACGGCACGGCGCCUGAUGCCGGUCCUGCUGCACACGGCUGCCAGGACAAGGCUGCCACGCACACGCAGCAGGUAAAGGAGAGGCCGUGCCCACCUCCACGCCCUGACUGGUCCAGCCCAGCCAAAGUCAGGUUAAAAGCGUCCGGGCCCGCCAAGGUGGACAGUCCAGCUCCUCCUGGGGCUCCGGCUGCAGGAACGGUGCGCAGAGUGGACGUCAUUCCUCAGGCGGGUCCAGUGAAGGCGUCCCGGAGGCCGCCCCAGUACGUGCGGCAGCCCCUUCAGCCCGUCGCCUUACCCUCCCAGUUCCCUCUGCGUCCUGCUGCUUCCCGCCAACGUCUCCUCAUCCAGAAGAUAACUCCCGGCUCUCCUCUGAAACCGCCGGUCGCCCCGAAGCCUGAGAACUGGCGCUGCCCUCCAGCUGAACCCUCCGCCCCGGCCUCGCCUGCCUUCGCUCCGCCUCCUUCUCCAGCUAUCACCCGGCUGUCCUCGGGCAGCUCCAGGAAGCGGCCCUCUCUCACUCGGUCCAAGUCGGACAUGAGCGACCGGUACUCGCGUGCCGACACGGAGCUGGAGCGCUUCUUCAACCUGUGCGGCCUGGAGCCGGCAGACCUGCAGGAGCUGCGAGCUUCCAGCUCAGACAUUGUGUCGCUCGCCCGGUUCCGGAGCGUCAGCGCGCCGGGGUCCGAGUGCGCCGGCUCGAAGCGAGGCAGCGCAGACGAGGAGGAGGACGAAGAGGCUGGGAAGGCUGCGGAACGUGUUCCUUACGGCGUUUCUGUCAUCGAGAGGAACGCCAGAGUGAUCAAAUGGCUGUACGGACUGCGCCAGGCCAAGGAGAACACGACGAAGAGCACCAACCUGUAGCAAAGCUGACCUUUUUCUGGAUAAUUCCUGCACGGCUCAGGUCUAAAUCUUAAAUUGUCUGAAAGAUGAUGGUAGUAAAAAUGAAGAAUUAUGUCCGUUUGUAAGGAUAAAAAGUCUCCCUUGGUUUGUGGAUUCAGAAAGUCGGGGGUGACGUCUUUUGUUUGUGUUUUGUUUUAGUUUUGUUUCUUUUUUGAGAACAGUCGGUUUAUUUUGUUGUUGCAGCCAUCAGAGAGUGUCUUUAAAGGUGCUUGGAGCGUAUUCUGCUGGAAUCAAAUGCUUGAAUAAAAAAGGACUACGUGCAGCCUUG
Messenger RNA from Fundulus heteroclitus (mummichog), 1945 nucleotides. It is a transcript of the gene fam110a, whose product is annotated as family with sequence similarity 110 member A. Lineage: Eukaryota; Metazoa; Chordata; Actinopteri; Cyprinodontiformes; Fundulidae. The record is from RefSeq and is a predicted model, not a curated record. The transcript has 3 exons. The coding region runs from base 382 to 1638 and encodes 418 amino acids.